UAUAUACAUAAGUGUCUAGCUUUCUUGAAUCCUCAGUCCAGUGGCCUGAAACCACAAAUAAUGGAGUUAGGCAACAAUAAUAGCGAGACUCAUGAUGAUAUGUCGAAGAUACAGCAAACUGAGGAGAAGAAAGAGCAGAAUGGAAGAAGGAAGAAGAAGCUUGGAGGGAUCAAAACAAUGCCCUUCAUUCUUGCAAAUGAAAUAUGUGACAGAUUUGCAUCAAGUGGUUUCCACGCAAACAUGAUAACGUACCUAACCCAAGUGCUAAACUUGCCGCUAGUACAAGCCUCCAACACUCUCACUAACUUCGGUGGAACCUCCAGCUUCACUCCCCUCAUUGGCGCUCUCAUCGCUGACUCCUUUGCGGGCAGGUUUUGGACCAUCACCGCUGGCACUAUUAUCUAUUGUUUGGGAUUACUUUGUAUCACUUUAUCAGCUAUCCUCCCGUCGCUGCGGCCUCCACCAUGUCCAACUCAGGAGAACUGCACGGAGGCCUCAACAUUGCAGCUAUGGAUCCUCUACAUCUCACUCCUCCUCACGUCUCUUGGGUCAGGAGGCAUAAGGCCUUGUGUUGUCACCUUCGCUGCGGAUCAGUUUGACAUGAAAAAGUCAAGUAUUUCGUCGCUAAAAUGGAACUUCUUCAACUGGUAUUACUUCUGCAUGGGAAUGGCCACACUCACUGCCUUAACUGUUGUUGUUUAUAUACAAGACAAUGUUGGAUGGAACUGGGGUUUCGGAAUCCCAGCCAUAGCCAUGGGUUUGUCGGUUCUGGCAUUUGUUUUUGGGUCACCUCUUUAUGUGAAAUUGGAACCGGGAGGGAGCCCCUUGACGAGAUUGGCUCAAGUGAUUGUUGCGGCUGUGAAGAAGAGGAAAACUGUAGUACCUGAAGAUCCCAAGCUCUUGUACCGGAAUCGGGAGCUUGAUAUUGCCAUUUCUGUGCAUGGAACACUUUUGCAUACUGACCAGUUCAAGUGUUUUGAUAGAGCUGCAAUAGUAACAGAAGGUGAAGCAACAAGUUCAAGUCCACCAAACCUGUGGAGGCUAGCCACAGUCCAUAGAGUUGAAGAGCUAAAAUCCAUCGUCAGAAUGUUGCCAAUUUGGGCUGCAGGAAUUUUACUUGUCACAGCCUCAUCACAUCAACACAGCUUCACCAUCCAACAAGCUCGAACAAUGGACUGUCACAUAACUCAUUCCUUCAAAUUCCCACCGGCUAGCUUAUCAAUCUUUAGUAUAAUAACCAUGCUCAUAGGACUUGUUUUAUACGAUCGAAUAUUCGUUCCAUUUGCUCGUAGAUUCACUAAAAACCCUGCAGGCAUCACCUGCCUGCAAAGAAUGGGCGUCGGCUUCACGGUUAACAUUCUAGCCACUCUUGUUUCAUCACUUGUAGAGAUCAAAAGAAAACAAGUCGCCGCCAAAUAUAACAUGUUAGAUGAUCCAAAAGCCGUUAUACCAAUUAGUGUUUUUUGGUUGGUUCCACAGUUUUGCCUGCAUGGAGUGGCUGAAGUUUUCAUGAAUGUAGGGCACUUGGAAUUUCUUUACGAUCAGUCACCAGAAAGCAUGAGAAGCACGGCUGCAGCACUUUAUUGGAUAGCAAUAUCAGUCGGGAAUUAUAUUGGAACGUUGGUGGUUUCACUUGUUCAUAAGUACACAGGAAAAGAACACAAUUGGUUGCCUGAUAGAAAUCUGAAUAGGGGAAGAUUGGAAUAUUACUAUUGGCUCGUCAGUGGUAUUCAGGUGUUGAAUCUUGCAUACUAUGUAAUAUGUGCUUGGUUUUAUACUUAUAAGCCGUUGGAAGAGGAUUGUGGAAAUGUUGAGGAAGAAGAUAGCAAAAUUGUUGAUAAGGUAAAUGAAAUCCCGUAUGAGAGAUUGAAUGAGGCUAAUCGGCAUGGAGAGGUAGAGCUUGCAAGAAAUGAAGCAGUCUAGAAUUGUUAAUUGUUAAGUGAUCGAUUUCUUUUAAUGUACAAGGUUAAAAAAUAAAAGAAAUUUAGGGAACUAAUUCAGUCAAUAAAAUUGUUAUAAAUGUCUCA
Pistacia vera is the source of this 2027-nucleotide messenger RNA. RefSeq names its product protein NRT1/ PTR FAMILY 3.1-like. Gene Ontology annotation, cellular component: plasma membrane. The record is from RefSeq and is a predicted model, not a curated record. Gene Ontology annotation, molecular function: transmembrane transporter activity. Gene Ontology annotation, biological process: transmembrane transport. The annotation marks the transcript as partial. The transcript has 4 exons. Lineage: Eukaryota; Viridiplantae; Streptophyta; Magnoliopsida; Sapindales; Anacardiaceae.